Acaulospora morrowiae is the source of this 2544-nucleotide messenger RNA. The record is from the annotation of a GenBank genome assembly. NCBI's taxonomy places the organism in Eukaryota, Fungi, Glomeromycota, Glomeromycetes, Diversisporales, Acaulosporaceae.
AUGGUCAAAUACUUUUUUGUAAUUUAUGUAAUGUUCUCCGUUAUAUUUUCCCUGACACAACUAGCAAAGUAUACUCUCGAGCAUCCAGAAAACAUAAGGCUUGAAAAGCCCAUUCUAAGAACUUAUGACACAAACAAUAGUUCACCACUCUCUGAGAUGGAAAGCGGACUUGUAUUCUCGAAAAUGUAUCCACACUUAUCACACGCAUUAACCGAUCACAUAUAUCCACAUUAUUUCCGUGCUGAAUCGAGGUUUAAAAAAGAUGAUGUAACCGUUGUUACAUUUGUCACCAAAAACCGGGUAGAUGACUUGGCCAAGUUGGCUACAAUGUGGAAAGGUCCGAUAUCAGCCGUUCUACAUUUACCUCCAAAAUUAAACAUUGAUCCCUUAGCACAAGAAACGAUAAAUGCGCUAAGGAACAUAUAUUUCACCCAUCCGGACAUAAUAAAAUAUGUUGACAUACAUCUUGUGAUUGGUCCUUCUUUAUCAGGAAACAAUCUCACCACAUACCCCACACCAUCCAAUUUUUAUAUUAAUCUAGCGAGAUCUUUUGCGCGUUCCGAGUUUAUUUUCUACCUGGAUCACGACACUUGGCCAUCACCAGAUUUGCAAAGAUAUAUUAAGGAAAAUGGAAGAAUACUGUUAAACAACGAUAUACUUAUAAUUCCUACCUUCAUGUUCAUUAAUAUUACUACGGAAGAAAGUGUCACGCUUCCUCUAACAAAACGACAAGUCCGCGCCCUAGUAAGAAAUCAGGUUAUGGUCAUGCAAGAUGACGGAUGGGAACUUAAUCAUGGACCUACACAUAUGUCUAUAUACUUCAAGAGUGAUCAACCUUAUAUGAUUAAGGAAUAUGAAUUGUAUUACAGACCUAAUUUUGUAUCGAGAAAGAGUGGACCUCCAUGGUGUACGGAACGACUUGAAAACAAUAAAGCGGCGUGCUUAUUUCAAAUGUAUAUCAGUGGAUCGGAAUUAUACGUACUCCACGAUGGUUUUGUAAUCCGACAUAAUUUCAAUCCGAACUCUCACCUUAUUACCUAUGAAGAUUCAAAAUGGCAGAGAGUCAUGGAUAGCCGCAUGUAUAUCAAUUUCUCACGGGAAACGUGUCUCCAUUAUGCUCGACAAUUUGUAGCCUUGGGUAUAUGGAAGUCUCCGAUAGCAAGUCACGUUAAGAAAGAGUGCAAACGGGUUUUGGAAAGGAAGGAUGAAUCACGUUUUACAGCAAGCCAAUCAUAUUUAGGAUUGCUCUGUAGAUUCUGUAUCGAUAAUAUUGAUAAUAUGUAUUCAGUAAAAAAACGUCGCGGGAGGCCACCAACAACUGUUGCAAGUAAAAUUCGUUCAACUUUUGCUGUGUGUCCUGUGUUACCGACACACUUUCAAGAUUUCUCGGACACUUUUGUUCCACAGAGGCUUUUUCCCGACAUUUGGGCUUUGCGAUCUGCUGAUCGACGAAAAAAGAUUGCGUUAUCUAAAGACGAUAGUAACGAAGUUAAUGAAAGUUUAGAAGAGGUAACCGAACCACUUCGUUUAAAGUUGAUUAUACGCGAAGACAAAAUUCGCAAUGGUGUGAAACCACCACGGAAAAGGAAGCCCAUUCCUUUGGAUCACAAAGAAGAAUGGAAUCUUUUAAUAAAAUUAGAUAAUGUUUCCAAGCCUCUAUCACCGAAGGCUGUCAGGUUAAAAAGAAAAUUACAUCUACGAAGGCUUAAGCGAGGACUAGGUUUGAAAAUCUUUGAUAUUGAUACGAUUGUUUCGGAACAUAUGAGAUCCUCAACGCCUUUAGAAAUCUUGUCACCAUUACAAGAAGAAUUUUACGAAAUAGAAAAGCAAACUAAAGUUGUCGAAGAUAAUAGAGGGAAAAAUAUCGACGUCACAAAUCAAGUCUCAAAAAUCAUGUUUACGCCUUAUAAGAAUUCUUUCGCAUCAAGAUUAUAUGGUAAUGCACGCCUAUCAAAUACACUUACUUCAGAGGAUGCCUGGACUAGCCCUCUACAAAGGAAAUUGAGACCAUACAUUCGUCGAGAUUAUGAGACCUUACCACCAAAAUUGCGUUUGCUACAAGACAUUGCCAAAUAUGCUCAUCGAAAUGAUCCCGAUUGGUUACCGCCGCCUUCUAGUUCUAUCGAUUUUUGCUAUUUUCAAAAAGAACAUCUGAGUCAAGUUAAUGAUUUACUGCAACGAUGUUUUUGGCCAGGCAUUGAUGUUUCUGAGAAUCUCCUUUUUCCGGAUUUUAGUGUCGUUGCAAUGUAUAAACGGUUGAUAAUUGGAUGCGGGUUCAUGACACCAGAAGCUUACAUCACGUAUAUUGCUGUUUUACCUGGAUGGCAAAAGUCAGGAAUAGGACAAUUUAUGUUAUAUCACUUGAUUCAGACGAACAUGGGAAAAGAUGUCACACUUCACGUGUCGGCAAAUAAUCCGGCAAUGAUUCUUUACCAGAAGUUCGGUUUUAAACCAGAAGAAUUCAUCGUGAACUUUUAUGACAAGUAUUUGCCCGAUGGAAGUUUAGAGUGCAAAAAUGCAUUCUUUGUUAGGCUAAGAAGAUAA